Patiria miniata (bat star) is the source of this 1851-nucleotide messenger RNA. Its product is annotated as calcium uniporter protein, mitochondrial-like. The transcript is spliced from 8 exons. Gene Ontology annotation, cellular component: uniplex complex; mitochondrial inner membrane. NCBI's taxonomy places the organism in Eukaryota, Metazoa, Echinodermata, Asteroidea, Valvatida, Asterinidae. Gene Ontology annotation, biological process: mitochondrial calcium ion homeostasis; calcium import into the mitochondrion. Gene Ontology annotation, molecular function: uniporter activity; calcium channel activity. Bases 22 to 1035 code for a protein of 337 amino acids. The record is from RefSeq and is a predicted model, not a curated record.
UCCAAAAAACCAAGUGUGAAAAUGGCGUUCCGAAGUCUGUUCCGUUUGGAGCGCUGCAAACAGAAUGUUUUGUUUGCUUUGUCUGCAGUCAGAAAGUCCGAAAAGAGGGAUCUGCAGUAUUUCCUUCCGGGUAGCCUGAAGCACUGUGCAGCUGCUUAUUGUACCACCCCUGGUGAAUCUGAGGUCAUUUGUGAGUAUCGCAAUGGCCUGCCGGUCCUGCUGGUUCCUCUACCGUCCAUGAGAGAACACUGUCAGUUCACCUUGAAGCCGGUCACGGAAACGGUGGGAGACUUCCUCAACCAUCUCAAGCGAGAAGACGGAGGGGUAGAGAGGGCCGGAAUCUACAACCGAGAUGGUGUGAAAAUCGCCAAGUCGACGAGCAUCGACGUUCUCAUGAGGAAUCCCUUCACGUUAAAAAUCAACGACGAUGCAUUCAGGGUCGACCCACCCGAACUAGAGAAACUUGUCAGCGAGGAUGCGAGAACCAUGGCGGACGUGAAGUCCAUGAUCUACCAGCUGUACUCAACACUACACGUGGAGCAACACCAGCUGGAGAAGGAGAAAGAUCUCAGGGGACAACUGGAGAACCUCAAAGUGGAGAUUGAGCCACUGGAAAAGUUAAGACUGGAUCUGGAUCAGAAAGCCGCCCGCAAUGCUAACUGGUGGGUGUGGGGUGGUCUGGGCUACAUGGGACUGCAGUUCGGGCUGCUGGCGCGGCUGACCUGGUGGGAGUACUCGUGGGAUAUCGUGGAACCCAUCACGUACUUUGUGACGUACGGCGGGCUGAUCGUACUGUACGGCUACUUUGUACUGACAAGACAGGAUUACACCAAUCUUGAUGCCAGGGACAGGCAGUACCUCGUCAAUUUCCACAAGAACGCCAAGAAGAAGAAAAUGGACAUCGAGAAGUACAACGACCUCCGCGAUCAAAUUGCGCAGCUGGAGCAGGAUCUACGACGGCUACGUGACCCCUUGACCCUUCACCUCCCCAUCACCCCGCCCCCUGCUCAGGCUUCCAAAGAAGAAGAAGAAUAGCUCAUCUGUCCCUUCACAUUGUCUUUGGCCCAAGAGAAAGAAAGCUCACUGCAGCAGCUUAAGUAAGAAAUGGGGACGUUAGAUUCUACCUAUGCGGGUACAUUAUAAAAUAUGCUGUAUAGGGGUGGUUCUAUAAAAUUGGGGUCCAAUUUUUUCCUGUCGCUGUUACAUCUGUUAUCUAUGUUUUUGUAAUUCUGAUGCACUCCUUAAUGCAGUCAUUCUAGAGUGAUUAUGAAUAGCUAACUGAGCACCCAACUAACAAACAAUUGUUUAAAGUCAUUCUUAAUGAUACUUGAAUGGCAAAGUACAAAGGUCCAAGGUAACAGGGACAGGAAAAAUGUCACUUUUUGGACCCUAAAUUCAUAGAAUGACCCACCGGCAUUUGGCCAUGUGCCAGCCAACAGUUUUAGGAGCACAUAUCUGCCAGUAUUUUGUGACCACAACCGGUUGUGUUGAAUAUGAUAACAGUAAACGACAAAGGAUUGUGUGCAUGGUACAUGCAUGCUGUUCAAAAUGCAGUCCUUAAAGUUACGUUCCCCCUACCGUGCUCUUCAACAAGUUGCAUUUUUUUCUAGUAACAAAGUUCCAUCUUGUGUGUUUUGUUCUAACCAAAAGCCCUCCUUAUUUUUUUUGGGGGGGGGUGUCUGCAACCCUCUUGUUUUUAAUUGUGUUUGGGGCACAAACAGAUCUGUUUUGCAGCAGACUCGCUCCCUGUCCGUACAUUACCAUGGGUGGCAUGGGUGGCUUGUGGUAAAGCGUUCACCUCUCACCAAGGUGACCACGGUUCGAAUCCUGGCCACGGAUCGCAUGUGAGUA